AUGGCACCACUGAAUAGAGUUGGCGAGAAGAAGCCUUACCAGUACACUAACGCGGAUCCUCGACACAUGCCAUACUCUAGGACAUCGGGCACGCUCCCCGCUGGCAGCACUGCCCGAUCAGCGCCUUCAGAGUCAGCGCCACCGCACUCUUCUGGCUCAGUCCAUCGGCCCUCAAGGUAUAACCCUAGUUCGACGAGCAGGCCGCACACGCCAUUCGGGACAGUGCAUUCGAAGCCCAGAACGGGCAGUCGAUACAACCCCGAGCCUGGAUUUGUACAGAGCGGCUCUCGUGGCAGCUCAGAAACAAGGCGCUUUCCCAAUAGCCCUAAUGCGCCUUCUUCAAGCCGCUAUAGCUUUCAAGCCGCGGCUCCAAUUCCCAAGGCGAGCCACCACAGCUACUACAACCCACAAUACAGUCGACGGAGACCCUCAAGCGCAACAGACGGCUACGACCCGGCAUCACAUGGUUACACUGCUCGCAGCAAAUGGAAGGAGCCUUACGGCUCCGCAAGCGGGGCUGCUUAUGAUGGCCGUAUGUCACCCUCGAACACAUCUCCAGUACCGCCGCUCUCGAAGCCGCCCUACUACAAUCGAUAUCAUGGCACCACAGUUCACCAGAAUAUUCAUGCGCAGCCUUACUCAAGCAGAUACGGUCACUACAGAAAAGAGCACUCUUCCCAAGACAGCUCUUAUACGACCUCCAAUAAGUUUCCUUUGUACGAAAAUGAGCACUCGCUUGGAUCUAGCCUGAUAAACUCGGUUCCUCAGACCUCUAGAAAAACCGAGGAGAGAGUUAGCAACAACCAUGAACGGAUUGACCUUCAGAAAACAGUUAAUGACGAUUCAGUUAAACGCGAGGAGCCUUCGUCUCUCAAUACAACGCCUAGUGAUACAAAGUCUGGGCAAACGGAUAACGCCGAUGAAAAUAACGCAGAAUCCGCUCCGAAAGAAGAAGAAGCGGUUUAUAACAAACCUGGAAAGCAUGACAUAAUACGCAAAGCACAUUCGAUCGAGGAUUUCAAUGAGGCCCAUCCAAGCCAACCAACUUCGUCCUCUGACGAUCAAGGCGCUGCUGGAAGCACGGACACUUAUUUUGCUGCUAAACCUGUCGAAAAGCCCAGUCAUUUGCCUUCAAGGCAUAGUUCGGAAGCUGCACAGGGUUACACUCAGCCCCUUAACGAGGUUGAAAGCUGCAUUUUCCCACUACCAGAGGCGGAAACGAAACUAUGGGAGCUAAAAAAUAGAGACAGAGAAUCUAUUGUCAAAAACCAAAAAUACCUUUUGAAGAGUCCCGUAACCUGUCUUCAGGAGUACCCUUUUAUGUCACAAAAUAUAUUAGUGCAUGAGCAGGCAGUAAGGCCAAUCCUGGUAAAAUCUCUGUCUAAACUCCAAGACUAUGAGCGGUUGCGCAAGUUGCAGUUGAAGUGGCAAUUCCUGAAACUCGAUGAAAAAUGGACGAAGAACUGUCAGAUGCUGGAAGCUGUCAGUGAAGAAGUUAAGAAGGUUGAUCACGCAACUACGGAUUCCACAGAGGAAGAAAGCCAGUUUUCAAAAUCUAAGGAGAAGGAGGAACGUGAACAGCAAAGCCGAGCCAGCAGUCGACGGAGGAACCGCGCUGAUUUUGUCGAUGACAACGAAAUUGAAAACGUUUUGUUGCGGAUUGAUCCUGAUUAUAAACACCAUCAAUUAGCAGCGAAAAUCCCCCCUAUGAUUAUUGAUCCUGUCAAGAAGUUCGCGGUUAAAUACAAGGAUGUUAAUAAUCUGGUGACAGACAAGAACAAAUGGGCAACUCGUGUCUUGAGAGACGGAAUCGAUACGUUCACUUCUGCAGAGCAUGACCUUUUUGUGGAGGGCUACUUAGCGUAUCCAAAGAGGUUUGGGAAGAUAUCUCAGUUUAUGGGUGGUCUUAGAAAGCCGCAGGAAUGUGUUCUGCAUUACUAUAAAACGAAAAAGGAAACCAACUAUAAACAGCUUUUGGUUGAAAAAAACAAGAGACGUAAGAUUAAUGCAGGCCGCCGCCGUAGGGAGAAAGAUAAAGAAAAGACUUCGGCGGCUGUUCCUGAACAAAGCGGACAAGAAGCUGAGGAAAUGUCUGAGAGAAAUGACUCCAAUUUCACCGAAAAGGAAAGAACUAUGGAUGAGACGGAAGACGAAGAGGUCGAUCAAGGCGCACAAAUAAAAGAAGCAGCAUUCGGGCCGGCUGAAAAGGUCGAAGACACCUCAAUUGUUUCAACUGGUUCAAAUGUUGCGUUGCCAGAUGGACCCCGAGGUCUGGUACAGCAACAGCAGGAGGAAGUUAGUGCACAAGAUUUGUCUAUGGAAAAUGAGGAGGACACUGAGUCAAAAAAGCGCAAAAUCCAGGAAAUCGAAGAAGUAACCAAUGACCUUCCAAACCUGCAGCCCAUUGCCCCCGCUUUUGCUAGUGAGGAUAAAGACGCUACUGAUAUUGACGAAUCUAGACGCCCGUUCAAAGCCGACGACAACGAAAAGGUCCAGGCCAGAAAGAAAACAAAGCACAGCGACGGAUAUCAUAAAUCCAGUUACUGGAGUGUCAAGGAGACUAACUUGUUCCCGGAACUACUGAGGGAAUAUGGUACACAGUGGGCUUUAAUAUCGGAAAGACUGGGUACGAAAUCAACUACUAUGGUUAGAAACUAUUUCCAAAGGAAUGCAGAUCAAAUGGGCUGGCAAGCUCUCGUUGAGAGCUCCAACUCCGAAUCGCCAGAGAAUAAGUUGAAUACUCAAUUCGGAAACAGCGAUGCUACCCCAGGUGCAUAUGAUACCGUCCCGAUGCAGCAGGCGCCAACUGUUAGCAUCUUUAGCCAAAUUCAUAGAGACGCCGCAACCCCAAUGCAACUCCCUAUAGCUUCGGUCUCCGCAAUGGAUAGCUUUUCUCAGCAGUCUACCCCACAAGGUCUUCCUCCGCCCAGACUGCCAUCCAUCCAACUUGGUCUAUCCACUGAUCAGGCAGAACGGAAGCCACUAUUGUUGUCAGACUCCCAUUCCAGCAAUUCAGCACACGCACCUGAGGCGAUGCCUUCUGUCCAUUUUGCGCCCAGCGUUGCCAUCAACAACUCUUCAUGUCCAUCACCAGCUACUUCUUCUCAGGCAGGCAUUAGUAGCAGAAGGUCGUCCAUAAAGAACCUCCUCAACAAUGAUGACCAUACCGACAGUAACUCGGCGUGGUCAAAGCAGAGGGCGGUCGAGCUGCCACCCAUCGCUUUCCCUGAGGUCAAUGCUACCGCGCCAGUCGUUGUUCAAGAAUUGAGAAGCUCUAAUUUUACGUCAGACACAGCUGCGCCAUCCCCCUCCUCAAAUCUGCCCCCAAAGCAACCUUCAUUUUUGAACUCCAUCCUGAAUGCGGCGUCGGCUCCAGCUUCGCAGUCUCCUCAUGUGCCGACCGGCACCGCACCUCGCACCCGGUACUCGGUCUCUUCAGCUACACGACCUAUACUGCCACCCGUUGGUCUAUCAACGGCUACUGCACCAACUCCAGCCAGGCCUCGCGAGUUCAAUUUCGCUAAUGACCCUCUGGCAGCUCUCGCGGCUGUCGCUUCUGCGCCCGAAGCUCUAGUUUCGCUCAUACCGCAGGACGGCGGAGCGUCAAACUCCAGCACCCAACAAAAACCCUCCAACACAGGGCCCUAA
Messenger RNA from Lachancea thermotolerans CBS 6340, 3648 nucleotides. RefSeq names its product Snt1p (gene SNT1). The transcript has a single exon. The record is from RefSeq and is a predicted model, not a curated record. Gene Ontology annotation, biological process: regulation of transcription by RNA polymerase II. The coding region runs from base 1 to 3648 and encodes 1215 amino acids. Lineage: Eukaryota; Fungi; Ascomycota; Saccharomycetes; Saccharomycetales; Saccharomycetaceae. Gene Ontology annotation, cellular component: Set3 complex.